Messenger RNA from Neltuma alba, 3776 nucleotides. RefSeq names its product histidine kinase 5-like. Gene Ontology annotation, biological process: protein autophosphorylation; phosphorelay signal transduction system. Bases 528 to 3485 code for a protein of 985 amino acids. The record is from RefSeq and is a predicted model, not a curated record. The transcript has 14 exons. Lineage: Eukaryota; Viridiplantae; Streptophyta; Magnoliopsida; Fabales; Fabaceae. Gene Ontology annotation, cellular component: plasma membrane. Gene Ontology annotation, molecular function: phosphorelay sensor kinase activity; histidine phosphotransfer kinase activity.
ACUAAAAUAUAUGUGAAAUUGACAAAUGGCUAACAAUUCUCUAUCAUUUUUGACCUCCUCAUGCACAUGGCUCCUUGGUUAUCUGUCAUCUUCAUUUUAAUUCUCCCCUUCUUUUUUUAGUUUUUCUCUUUUCCUUCACUGUCACAUGCUCUCUUCUCUCUUUCUCUCCCAGCCAUAAGCUGCGUUUUUUCCUUCUGUGUCAUUGAAGGCUUUUGACUCCACAGUUCAAGGGAUUCUUCAGAUCUACGGGGAAAAGCUCUCUCGACAUUCUCAUCCAAAAUUCUUCUUCUUUCUGGGACUUCCGUGGUGGCUGGCUUUUUCUCAUUGGAAGCUCAAAGUUGAGAGCCAAACUUGUAUGGAACCCAUCUUCGCCUAACAGGUUGGGGCAGGAUUUUAUCCAUUUGGCCUGCUGGGGCUUUGUUCGCGAUGCAAAAGAAAGCCAAGAGUCAGAAUUGGUUGACUACAAAUGCAAAGAGGACUUCAUUAUAGGCUGCGCAAAAGCAACUGGAUAUAAUCAGUCUGUUUUCAUGGUUUGCGAGAUGGAGCAUGACCUUAUGGAGGACAUGGACAUAGAAGUCCUGCCUUCUAUGUGGCCAGAAGAUAUUGGAACUGAUGCUGGGAAACAGUUUAACAUAGAGAAGCCAGGAAGUGACCAAGACAUGUUGGAGGAGGUCACAAUAGUGGAGGAGCCAACUAUAGUAGAUUUCAAACGUCUCAUGGAGCUCACUAACUACACAGACAGAGGGUCAUCUCAGCUGACCUAUUUCAUGAAAUACCUGGAGUACAGGCAGGCUAAUGCUGUGCGUCUCCUAAGAGAAGAACUCGACAACCUAAGCAAACAGAGACAGGAGGUUGAGCUGAGGAAGUUGAAGAUAUUGGAAGAGCACCGGUUUGAGGACAUAAGAUAUGGGGAUGACAAACGACCAGUUUCUAUAUUGGAUGAGGUUUAUGACAUAUGGCAAGAUAUACCUCGGAGGAAAAAAGACGUUGUUGUUCAGAAUAAGGGUAUUGAAAUAGAUGCCGAGUAUGAUACUGUAGUGUACUGGAAGCAGAGGGCCCUGCAUCUGGAAAAACUGUUGGAAGCGAGUAUACACAGAGAGCAGACACUUAUGGAGAAGCUGGAAGAAAGCAUAAAGAAUCUUGAAAGGCAGUCCUCUCCUGUAGAAGAAUUGUCUCAGAUUCUGAAAAGAGCAGAUAAUUUCUUGCAUUUUAUUCUGCAGAAUGCACCUGUUGUCAUAGGCCACCAGGACAAAGAGUUGCGCUAUCGCUUUAUCUAUAACCAUUUCCCAAGUUUGCAAGAGGAGGACAUCAUAGGAAGAACAGAUGUGGAAAUUUUCACGGGGUCUGGAGUCAGGGAAUCUCAAGAUUUUAAGAGAGAAGUUUUGGAAAAAGGAUUGCCUGCGAAAAGGGAAAUUACCUUUGAGACAGAACUAUUUGGGUCAAAGACAUUCUUAAUUUAUGUAGAACCUGUCUUUAGCAAGGCAGGGGAAACAAUUGGGAUAAAUUACAUGGGAAUGGAUGUAACAGAUCAGGUGAGAAAAAGAGAAAGAAUGGCACAAAUUAGGGAAGAGAUUGCAGUUCAGAAAGCAAAAGAGACUGAAUUAAAUAAGACCAUCCACAUUACAGAGGAGACCAUGCGAGCAAAACAAAUGCUAGCAACCAUGUCCCAUGAAAUAAGAUCUCCACUGUCGGGGGUUGUUAGCAUGGCUGAAAUUCUUUCUACUACAAAACUUGACAAGGAGCAGAGACAGCUCUUGGAAGUCAUGCUUUCCUCAGGAGAUUUGGUUCUUCAACUUAUAAAUGACAUAUUAGAUCUUUCCAAGGUUGAGUCAGGAGCCAUGAAGCUGGAAGCUACCAAAUUCCGUCCAAGAGAGGUAGUAAAGCAUGUUCUGCAGACUGCUGCAGUAUCGCUGCAGAAAAUAUUAACCCUAGAAGGUCAUGUGGCAGAUGAUGUACCUAUUGAGGUCACUGGAGAUGUUUUAAGGAUUCGGCAAAUUCUUACAAAUCUCACAAGCAAUGCAAUCAAGUUCACCCAUGAAGGUAAAGUUGGCAUAAAUCUCUACGUUGUAGCGGAGCCCAAUUUUGCAAAAUCGGGAGACAAGUCAAGCGAAUCGGUGAGUGGAUUGACAGAAGAGAGAUACUUGUCAGCGUCACAAAAUGGAAGUGAUGAAUGCAGAUCUCCAGUUAAAAGCGAAUGCUCAAGAAAUGGGGAUACAGAGGAGCAACCUCAUUCAACUGAAACUACAGUGUGGAUACGUUGUGAUGUAUACGACACUGGAAUUGGAAUACCAGAAAAUGCAAUUCCUACUCUAUUUAAAAGGUACAUGCAAGUCAGUGCAGACCACGCUCGAAAGUAUGGCGGCACUGGGCUAGGACUAGCAAUAUGCAAACAACUGGUCGAAUUAAUGGGUGGUCGUCUAACAGUGUCAAGCAAGGAACAUUGUGGUUCUACGUUUACAUUCAUACUCCCAUACAAGGUUUCUAUUGCUUGUGAUCAUUCAGAUGACACCGACGAGCUCUCAGAUAGGGCGAACGACGACGCUGCGUCGGAUGAUGCUACGCAAGGAUUCUUCCAAUUCCAACCACGUACGUUGGGCUCACUUUUCUCGUCCAGCGGAUCUACCAGAGCCCCAAAAUUGUUACCACAUAAACUUGGGCUCACAAUCCCUCAUAACUUUAAUGGGUUUUCGGAGACUUCUUACUCGUUCCCCUCUAACGACUUCACUUCAAAUGGAACAACUUCAGUUGGAGACAGAAUCCGAGUGACAGUACCAGACGCGCCAGAGAUAUCUGAAUCAGGAAGUUCGAUGACUCAUAAGCCAGAAACAGAGAAGGAAAGUGUAGUUAGUAGAGACAAGCAGCGUCAAGGUAAUACAUUUGCUCAACUCCAGAAUGGUAUUGCAAGUAGAGAAAUUGGGGUGGCAACGAAGUCAAGCAAAACCCAGCAAUCAAGUGAGACGCAAGAGAAGGAUAACAACAGAACUUCCCACUGUGUUACUAGCAGAAAUAAUAGUACACCAGCAGUGGCCAAACCCCCAUUAGAGCCUAAGAUCCUUCUAGUUGAAGAUAACAACGUCAAUGUUAUAGUGGCACGCUCGAUGAUGAAUCAGUUAGGUCACAGCAUAGACGUGGUAAAUAAUGGAGCGGAAGCUGUGCGUGCAGUUCAGCGCAGGAGUUAUGACCUCAUUCUGAUGGAUGUGUGCAUGCCAGUUAUGAACGGUCUUGAAGCAACAAAAUUGAUUCGCUCUUUUGAGGAAACUGGCAAUUGGGAUGCUGCAACAAAAGCUGGAAUAGAGUCAAGCUUUUCAACUUCAGAUUUGCAGAAACCUGAAUGUUGUACAAAGCGAAUGCCCAUUAUUGCAAUGACGGCAAAUGCUUUGUCAGAGAGUGCGGAAGAGUGUUAUGCAAAUGGAAUGGACUCAUUUGUGUCUAAACCAGUGACAUUCCAGAAAUUGAAGGAGUGCCUUGAACAAUUCCUACGGUGACAUCCUUGUAAAUUAUGACAUGUGUGUAUAAAAUAAAUAAAUAAAAGAGGGUAGGAAAGUUUUGUAAUGAAUGCGUUGUCCUCCAUGAUUAGCGUCUAGUAACUUGAGUUGUACAGAUCUAAAAUAUUCUUUGCCUUGUCUCCCCUGUAAUUUUUUUUAUUAGUUCCCAAGGGAGAGCAAGAAGCCUUUCUGCACUACUACAAGAGGGAAGGGAAUUUGCAAUAACAAGAUCAUAUCUCAGCAGUACUAUGCAUUAUGAUGCAGUAGAAUCGUUCUUAAAGAUGGAAAGAU